Erigeron canadensis is the source of this 1639-nucleotide messenger RNA. RefSeq names its product BTB/POZ domain-containing protein At3g22104-like. The coding region runs from base 63 to 1508 and encodes 481 amino acids. The record is from RefSeq and is a predicted model, not a curated record. The transcript is spliced from 3 exons. NCBI's taxonomy places the organism in Eukaryota, Viridiplantae, Streptophyta, Magnoliopsida, Asterales, Asteraceae.
UUGAAUUUUAGUUUUUGAAUAUCCCACCAAACUUCAAACUUCCAAAUUCUUAUUCUUAAAAUAUGUGUAAUAGUAUUCAAGUAGAGAUCAAUGGUGAACACAUUUUCUUUCUUGACAAGAGGAUUCUUGCUACUCAUUCGAAUCGAGUAAGAAAUUCAAUCAUUAAACACGACGGAAAAUUGGUAUUCAAUGAUUUCCCGGGUGGCGAAGAGAGUUUCAAGCUCAUUACAAGCUUUUGCUACAACAAUGGCACCAUUGACAUAACACCUUCAAACAUAUUCUUGCUCCAUACUAGUAGUACUUUCAUGGAAAUCACUACCUUGAUCAUUCAAACCGAGUUGUACCUCGAAAGCAUCCAUUGUAUUACAUGGACCGAAUUCGUAAAUGGUUUAAGACAAUGCCAAAUGUUAUUCCCUUUCAUCAAAAAUUCUCCUAAGUUCAAAUAUUUCUUGAACACCCUUUUAAGAAACUUGGCUCUUCCUAACCAUUUGUCUAGUUCUAGUUCAUGUCCUUCAUCCUCAAAUAGUUCUACUUUUCGGGUUUCUUCUAAUAGUAGUCCCGAAAGUUUAAGAUCAAAUAACCAAUUAGAUUAUUGGAAGUUAGAAGAUCUUUCUUUCUUAAACAUUGAUAUAUUUGAAGAACUAAUGAAGUCAAUGAUUUUUCUACAUUUUAACCACCCUAGAAUUUGUUCAUUCAUUUUCCAUUACCAAAAGCUAAAGUUUUCCUUAUGUUGUUCACAAGACCAAAAGUGCAAAAUUUCGGAAACUAACAUCAAUCUCUUGAGCUUGCUCAAUGGUAGCUCGUUUUCGUGUAGACCAUUACUAGAUGCCUUUGGAAUGUGCUUGUGUUUGAAUAUGAAAACACUUGAAAAGUCCAAGUUAGAGAAAUUGCUUGGAUCAAGAUUGGAUGAGUUUAAAAUCAAUGAUUUGAUCGUUCGUGGGAAGAAAAAGGUUGCAUUGGAUGUCGAUUUGAUUCUUCGAUUAGUUAAAAUCUUUCUAUUAGAAAGACGGAUCAACGGUUUCUUCAUGCAUCGAGUGAAGAAAGUAGGGCUCUUGAUAGACUUGUUCAUGUUAGAGGUGGCUCCUGAUCCGUUCUUGAAACAUUCUAAGUUUCUUGCAUUAGCCAUGGCCUUGCCGGAUUAUGCAAGAGAUUCACAUGAUAGAAUGUACCAUGCAAUCGAUUUAUACGUUAAGGUUCAUCGGGGCCUAAGUGAAGAACAAAAUAAGAAAAUGUGGAGUGUUCUUGAUAUCAACAAGCUACAUACGGCAACAACAGGAAGAAAUGUUGCUAAAAACACGAAACUUCUACCUUUUGUUAGGCAAAAUCAAUUUAAGAUAUUCAUCAAUUAUGACUAUGGUGCUGAGAGAUUUUCUCAUCGCAAAGAAAAGACAUUAGAAGAUGAAAAACGAGACGCUAAUAUCGCAAAAAAGACGCAAAAACAUAUGUCAAAGAAAUUAAGAUCAUUGGAUGAAUGUAGCGUUAGAUCCUUGCCUCGACUAUGUCAUUAGAAGAUGUUGAGUUCAUGUCCUACAACAAAUUAGUUAUUUUUAUACGCUUUAUUUUAUGCAAUUUUAAAAACCGGAUAAAUCGUUCAUGAAGAAAUGAUUUUUACAUUUAAAAGCGUGUACAAAUAUAAUAU